This is a messenger RNA of Propithecus coquereli (Coquerel's sifaka), 870 nucleotides long. It is a transcript of the gene NT5C, whose product is annotated as 5', 3'-nucleotidase, cytosolic. Gene Ontology annotation, biological process: pyrimidine deoxyribonucleotide catabolic process. The record is from RefSeq and is a predicted model, not a curated record. Lineage: Eukaryota; Metazoa; Chordata; Mammalia; Primates; Indriidae. Bases 40 to 675 code for a protein of 211 amino acids. The transcript has 5 exons. Gene Ontology annotation, molecular function: 5'-nucleotidase activity.
GCUCGCCGCGCUUCCGGCCGGGCCCCGCGCCCCACGGCCAUGGCGGCGCGGCCGGUGCGCGUGCUGGUGGACAUGGACGGCGUGCUGGCCGACUUCGAGGCCGGCCUCCUGCGGGGUUUCUGCCGCCGCUUCCCCGGGGAGCCGCACGUGCCGCUGGAGCAACGCCGCGGCUUCCUCGCGCGCGAGCAGUACCGAGCCCUGCGGCCCGACCUGGCGGACAAAGUGGCCAGUGUGUAUGAAGCCCCGGGCUUUUUCCUAGACUUGGAGCCCAUCCCGGGGGCCUUGGAAGCCAUGCGGGAGAUGAAUGACAUCGAAGGCACCGAGGUCUUCAUCUGCACCAGCCCCCUGCUGAAGUACGACCACUGUGUGGGUGAGAAGUACCGCUGGGUGGAGCAGCACCUGGGGCCCCAGUUUGUGGAGCGAAUUAUCCUGACAAGGGACAAGACAGUGGUCUUGGGGGACCUGCUCAUUGAUGACAAGGACACCAUUCAAGGUCAAGAGGAGACCCCAAGCUGGGAGCACAUCUUGUUCACCUGCUGCCACAACCAGCACCUUGUCCUGCCCCCCACCAGGAGGCGGCUGCUCUCCUGGAGUGACAACUGGAGAGAGAUCAUAGACAGCAAGCGGGAAGCUGCACGGCGGGAGCGAACGGGUCCUGCGGUGGGCAGAAGCUGAAGGGGAAGGAGGGGAAGGCGGGCCAGCAGGGAGUCCCCGCAGAGCCUGGUGAGGGGCACCACCGUCGAGCAGGCAGACACCGGUACCUCUGUGCUGGCACAGGCCCGGCCACCUGGCUUGUCCUCAGAUGGUUGCUCCUGGAGCACGGCUGGCAUGGAAAUACAGUCAGGACCCUUUUAAUAAAAGACUGUGGCU